Molecule: messenger RNA, 2001 nt
Organism: Exserohilum turcica Et28A
Lineage: Eukaryota; Fungi; Ascomycota; Dothideomycetes; Pleosporales; Pleosporaceae
Exons: 3
Coding region: 1-2001 (666 amino acids)
Source: RefSeq, a predicted model, not a curated record
AUGGCGACCUUUCAAGCAUCGGAAGAAGAGCAAUUUGUGCCACGAGAGAUUGUGCGUGCCUUUUCCAUGCGCAUCAAGGCAAAAUAUGGAGACGACUCGGACGGCGAAACAGAGCUGGAGAGAGCCCUCGUGGAAAACGUCAAGGAUGAGGAGAGUCAGCAGAAAAAGCGUAUUCGAGAAAUCAAUGAAUAUCUCAAUUCUACCAGGCCGCACGAGCUUGAGAAACUCAAUCAACUCAGAAAUUCGCUGCAGCUUUCCAUGCACGAGUUUGUUGCGCGUGUCCAGAAAUCUCAACCUGGGGGCGUGCUUUCUAGAAAAAUAGAGACUCGCGAGGAUGUCACAAUGAUAGUCGAGGAUUUGAUGGUCCGCCUGGAACACAAACAAGAGAAAGGAACGUUUCGCCGUGUUACUAAACACCUUCGCACAUUUUGCAACACUAUCAAAUCACACUCUACGGCCCUGAAAAUGCUGCCAUCCAGCAAUGACUACGUCUCGGUCUUUUAUGGGGCGCUCGCCACCGUGCUGCAGGCCUCGGAAGGCUACACCAAAGUCAUGGAGGCUUUACCCAAAGCACUGGUCGAAAUAAACGAUGCCGUUGCCGCAAUAGAGAAGCGUUCAUGGCUGUUCGAGAACAAUACCAUGAAAAGCUACAUGUGGCGCAUCUACAGCCAGAUAUUUUCGUUUCUCGGAGAGGUCAUCAACUGGUACACCAAAAGAUCGAUACAACGCGCCCUGAGUAGCUUCAACGAGCACCUUCUCGAGUUCUUCGACGACCAAGUAGAGGAAAUACGGAAACUGGCAAAGCUAGUGCAUGACGAAGCGGAUUUUCGGGCGCAAGCAGACGCGCAGAUCAACAGACUCUAUCUGGAAGAAAUGGACGGCAAGUUUGAUAGAUUCAUGAACGAGCUCCGGGAGAGGGAUGCCGCUCAGCGUGGCAUUUUGGACCGACGCUACGAGCGCUUUCACGAAGCGCUCGAGGAAAAGCGGAGAAACGAACUCCAGGACAAGCAGUUUCUGAGUCACAUACUCAUGGAAACUUGGAGUAAGAUGAGACGCCAGGAUAUGGGAUCGGCAGUCAGAGGCAUCCUGGAAGAGGACGCCCGAAGACAACUCUCUUGGCCCGAGGACUUGGGCAAUGCUUCCAAGGCACAAAAUGGCGAAAUGCGUGUGCUCGGCCGAGGGCUCGUGUCGCGCAAAGCAACAGAAAGAGACUAUGAGAUUGCCCCUGCUUCCCAAACCACGCGAGAUGCCGUAUUAUUAAGCUCAGCUCAACUGGAAGACUACUUCGACCGCGCCAAACUCACAAUACCCGGGUCUUCCGAGGGCCAUGCGGCAUUUGCAGAUGCGGAUGUAGCAGAUCGGAUACGCUCAUGGGUUGUAGCGACUGAUUCCCAAAUUCUUUAUACCUCUGGGACGGACCCUUUUGAAGACAACGCGUACAGCUCGAGUGCCGUCGGCCAAUACGCGACUGUUAUCCGUCAAGCCGGUCUGCCCAUGUGCUCGUAUUCCUGCUCACUCAAAAACACAGCGCCGCCUCCUGGCCGCACGCGAGAGACGAUCGAGCUCGUGGCUCUGGUGUACAGCCUGAUACGCCAACUGAUCGAGAUUCUGCCACCUACCAUAGAGCCAGGCAGCGCAUCGGUGCAGGAUGUCUGCUGGAAGGAGCUGGACGGGACGUUGAGCACCUUUCCGCUGGCUUUUGAGAUCCUCGAGGCCCUCUUGCGUUCCACCAAGCACGCCGUCGUCAUAAUCAUCAUUGACGCCAUUGAAUUGCUGGAAGACCCGAGUUACAGGAGUACGGACAAGUGGCUCACGUGUCUCGUGCAGUUGUUCGUGAAGCUCUCGAAUGCUGCCCACGGUACAAUCUUCAAAAUCUGGUUCAAUUCCGGUGGAAUGUCGCAGGUUUUAUUCGAGAUUUUGGAGCCGCGCCAGAUAGCGCUGUCGAGCUCCUCCAGGAGGUCUGGGAGACAAGCAUUUGGAAGUGAAUUCAUAAUGCUGUAG